UCUAUAUAAGCUGCCCAUUGCCUCCCGUUGUGCCACAAGAUCCAAGGCUAUCUAAGCACCGGCAUUUGCAUACAGCCGCCUAAGCAAAGAGCACAGCAAGUAUACGCGAAUCUGAGUGUGUGAGAGAGACUAGUAGCACAGACGAAGGUAUGGCGUUCUACCUCGGCAGCAUGGGUGGCUCGCCAUCGUCAUGGGGGGUGGCGGAGGUGCCGGUGCCGAGCAGCAGGCCGUGGAGCAAGGCGGAGGACAAGGUGUUCGAGAGCGCGCUCGUGGCGUUCCCGGAGCACACGCACAACCGGUGGGCGCUCGUCGCGUCGCGGCUCCCGGGGCGCUCGGCGCACGAGGUUUGGGAACACUACCAGGUGCUCGUGGACGAUGUCGACCUCAUCGAGCGUGGCAUGGUUGCGUCCCCGGGCUGCUGGGACGACGACAACAACAGCGCCGGCCACGGCCGUGGCAGUGGUGGGGAUGAGCGUCGUCGCGGCGUGCCCUGGACUGAGGAGGAGCACAGGCUAUUUCUUGAAGGGCUAGAGAAAUAUGGGCGUGGCGACUGGCGCAACAUCUCGCGCUGGUCGGUGAAGACGCGGACUCCGACGCAAGUGGCGAGCCAUGCGCAGAAGUUCUUCAUCCGACAGGCCAACGCCAGCAGCCGUGGCGACUCCAAGCGUAAGAGCAUCCACGACAUCACUGCCCCAUGAUGUGUGGUCCGAUCGAGGAUAUGCAUUAUGAUCCGGUCCAGUCUAGGUUUAGUUGUAUUUCCAUCAAUUCCAACUAGCUUUCAACCCCAUUUCAAAGAGGAGAGAACGAAGGGAGUUUAGUCGUCGGCCCUCCCUGUUAGUUCCUCUCUCUGUGUUGUGUAAAAUAUAGCUAGGCAAUAGCUAAAACUAAGCUUGGCUGGAACCUGAGAUCAAUUGUUGUGAUACUAGUUUGUGUACUUGUCAAAUAAUAUUUGUAUCCGUUUAAUUUCACCGUGUGCGUGCGACAUGUAAGCUAGCAUUGCUACACAUGUUUGAUAGUACUUAAUAGGGGUAAUAGGGUUAUACAUUCAGCUAUCACAUUUUCAUA
Molecule: messenger RNA, 1065 nt
Organism: Oryza sativa Japonica Group (Japanese rice)
Lineage: Eukaryota; Viridiplantae; Streptophyta; Magnoliopsida; Poales; Poaceae
Product: transcription factor DIVARICATA
Molecular function (GO): DNA binding
Source: RefSeq, a predicted model, not a curated record